GUAAUUUGUUUGACGCAGCGAAAUCAUUGAAUUUGCUUUUAUAAUUUUGACCGCGCCAGGGAUUGGACCGAGCCGCAAAGCACAGCGGCAGUAGGCGUUUCCCUGGGCAUUUCCCGCUGCCGCAUACACGCUAUGCUAAUGCUGUGAAGCCUAUAAUGUACAUGUUAUAAGUACGCUCAAUAAUUGGAAUGGCGACGACGAGGGGCUGCCGUGGGCGGGCAGCGGCAGGCGGCGUGGGUUUGUGGCCAGAGGGAGGGCGGCGCUCGCAGCUGCGGCUGUCGCCAUGCCCCACGGUCCGGACCCUCCACGCUGCCACCUUCCGCUCCACCUCAACGCCCAGCAGCACCCUCCACCGCGGAAGGACGGUGCUGGCGGCGCCUGCGGCUGCGGCUAGCAAUGAUCCCGGCGGCGGGUCUGCCGCGCCCGCGGGCCCACCGCCGCCGCCUCCAUCGUCGGGUGCCGUGCCGCCAGUGGGCUCACCCGAGUACCAUCAGUACAUGAGGCAGCAGCUGGCGGAGCAGCGGCGGGCCAUGCAGGCGAAGCAGGCGGCGGCCCGGGGAGCAGGGCCAGCUGCGCCAACGGGGCUGACGGCAGCAACGGCCCAGCCGCCGCCGCCGCCGGCCGCUGUAGCACGCGUUGCUCAGCCGUUGUCGCCACAGCCGCCGCCGCCGCCGCCUCCGGCGCAGCAGCAGCAGCAGCAGCAGCAGCAGCAGCAGCAGCAGCAGCAGCAGCAGCAGCAGCAGUCGGGGGGGCCACCCGCUGGGUACCGGCCAGCAGUGGAUGGCCCUCCGCCGUCCCCGCCGCUGUACCCGCCGCAGGGCUUGCCGCCCCCUUACCACCCGCCACCAGGCCCUUACGGCCCCGGCCCUCCAGGUGGGGGUCCCAAGGCAGGCGGGAUGCCGGGGCCCCCGCCUGGCGUUUACUACCCGCAAGGCGCCCCGGGUCAGCCUCCCCUGCCACCGCACCCCGGCUCGGCACCGCCUGGAGUGAUGCCUGGGCCGGGACUUGCUGCGGGCCCUCCCGGGGCAGUGGCAGGGCCGGGGCAGUGGCCGGUAUACCCUAGCGGUGUUCCGCCGCCGCCAUCGCUUGGCCAGAUGCCACCGCCGCCAGGGGUGUUUCCGCCGCCUGGGGCGUUUCCGCCGCCUGGGGCGUAUCCGCUGCCGGGCCCCCAGUACCGUGCCGGCGCGCCGCCACCAACACCAGCAUACGCCGUGUUCUCGGCGCCAGGGCGGGGGCCCACCGGUCCGCCGCCACCGCCGCCGCCGCCGGGCAUGCCGCCUCCCUCACACCGGCCUACCUCCACUCCGCCCGGGACGGCGCCAGCAGUGGGAGGGGCCGCUGGGGGGGUGCACCUCGCGCCAUCGACACCCAUGCCUGGAGCGGCGGCAGCGCCGCCGCCGCCUGCUGCACCUCGGCGAGUACGACAGCCGCCAACCGGGCCCAAGCUUCCAGACCUGCUGCCUGGCCUAAACAAGCUCAAGGGCCGCGGCAAACCCGGCGGCCGCUCAGCUUCAGCGCCUGGCGUGAUGGUGGGAAGCACACGGGCGGGCGCGGACGGAGGCGGUGGCGGCGGCGGCGCGGCGGUGACUGUGGGCAGCACGCGCACGGCACGUGCCGACUUCGCCGACCCGGCAGAGCUGCAGCUGGGCGCCCGCAUCGGCGGCAGGCCGGCGUACGGCAAUCCGCAGUACGGCAACACCAACCGGUACGGCAACCCGCAGUACGGCAGCCCACCGGGUGCUGCAGGUGCUGGUGGCGGGCCCAUGCUGGCGAGUGGCAUACCCGCCCCCCGGCCGCCUGCCGCCCCAGCCGCUGGCGCCACUGCAAUCGUCAACUCACGCGGUUCCAGUCCGCUCAUGACGGCGCCUGGGCUUGGUGGGCCAUUGCCACAGGCCCCGCAGCCGGCGGCAAUGCCCCUAUCAAUGACAUCACCAACCGCAGAAACUCCAGGGACCGCAUCGCCCGCCGCCUCCCCAGCCGAUUCUCCAACUGCUUCGGCAACCUCGUCCAUGGAUGGAGCAGACAACAGCACCGGAGCUGCUGCAGGCAAGAAGCAGAAGAAGGACAAGGAGGCGCCGGUCCGGCGUGUGGGCUGGCUUACCACCUUCCUGGGCGCCGGAGCGAGCGGCGGCGUGGCGGCUGGGGCGGCUGGUGUGGCGGCGGCGGUGCCGGCUGUGGCGGCGUCCACACCUGCCAAGGCGCCGCCGGUGGACUUCGGGGCCCUGGCGGCGGAGAUGGUGGCGCGGGCGACGUCUCGGUCAGCACGGGACCUGCACGAGUCCGUGACGGACCUGCCGGCGCCCAUUCCGGAGCUGCAGGCGCGUCUGGAGGCCGCGGUUCAGGCGGAGCAGGAGAGUGAGGUGGCGGCGCUGCGGGCGCUGUACGCCGGCGGCAGCCUGCGGCGGCUGCAGCGCGAGGGCGUCGUGCUAGUGGGGCUGGCGGCGGCGGAGUCGGGCCGCCUCUACCGCAGCACGCUGUGGCGAUUUGGGCUGCCGCCACGCAGUGGCAGCGGCGCUGGAGGUGGAGGUGGAGGCGGCGGUGGCGGCGGCGGGUCGUUGCCGUACCACAAGUUUCGGCCCGGCGCCAGUGUCAUUGUGACGCGUCACACGCCGGAGCAGGAGGGCGGCGGCGGCGGCAGGGGCGGCAAGGGCGGCGGAGGCGGAGGCGGCGGGAAGGGCGCCGCGGGUGGCGUGGAGGCGGUGGCGGUGGACGCGGACACGGGCGUGCCGGGCGAGGGCGUGGAGGGCGUGGUGGUGGAGGCUCACAAGGACCACUUGAUAGUGGCGCUGGAGGCCCGGGCGCACGAGACCUUCCGGUCAAUGGUGGACACGGCAGCUGGCAUGUCGGGCGCAGCAAAGAAGAAAGGCGGCGGCAGUAGCAGUGGUGGCAGCAGUGGCAGCAGUGGCAGUAGCAGUGGCUUCCAUGGCUGGCGCCUGGACCAGUCGGUGCGGGACACCACCACGCGCCGCCACCUGCAGGCCAUACAGAGGCUGGGCACCUGGACCGAGGCAUCGGAGGCGCUACGCGGUGGCGAGGCACGGGUGCGGGCGGUGCUGGCGGGCUCGCGCUCGGCGGCGCUGCUCGCGGAUGAGCCGCCUGACUGGGUCAAGGAGGGCCGCUGGCGUGAGGACGCACGUGCCCUGCUGGCAGCGCAGCCGGGCCUGAACGACUCGCAGCGGCGGGCGGUGGCGGCGGCACUGACGCGCACCGUCACGCUGUGGCAGGGGCCGCCCGGCACCGGCAAGACGCGUACGCUACUGGCGCUCGUUGAGGUGCUUAUCAAGGUACGAGCCCAGGGCUCUGAGCUGUCGUCUCUGGCGGCGGCCGCGGCCGGUGCGGCCGCUCCUGGCCGCGGCGGCCGGCGUGCCGCCGCCAAGCACGUGAUGGAGACGGGCGGUCGGAGCGGCGCUAUGGGUCCGCUGCUGGCGGUGGCGGACACCAACGCCGCGGUGGACAACAUUGUUGGGGGGCUGGUGGCGCGCGGCGUGCGCUGUGUGCGCCUGGGGCCUGCAGCCAAGGCGCGGGAGUCGCUGCGCCACUUCAGUCUGGAGGCGCAGGCGGAGGCCACGCCGGCGGGGCGCAAGGCCGCGGCGCUGCGUGCGGCGGCUGUUGCCAAGCAAGAGCAGCUGCGCGAGCUCCAACAAGCUCGGGCGCGAGGCGGCAGGGACGCGGAGGCAAGCUCUGCCGCAGUGACGGCAGCCAUGCAGGCCGAUGAGGCGCGGCGGGAUCUGGAGAAGGCCGAGGGCGCGCUGCGCGAGGCCGCUGCCGCCGUGGUGGCGGGUGCCGAGGUGGUUGUGUGCACAUGCACUUCCGCAGGCGACUCUCUCCUCGAGGGCCGCCCCUGGCGCUGUGUGGUGGUGGACGAGGCCAGCCAGGCCACGGAGCCCAGUGUGCUGGUGGCGCUCACGCGCGGCGCCGCCUUCGUGGUCAUGGCCGGCGACCCGCGCCAGCUGCCGCCCACGGUGCUGUCGGACCAGGCGCUGGAGGCCGGGCUGGGGGUCACGCUGUUCGAGCGGGUGGCCAGCGGAGGCGUGGCGCCGCUGUUGUUGGACACGCAGUACCGCAUGCACCCGCUCAUCAGCGCCUUUCCCUCCGCCUACUUCUACGGCGGCAAGCUGAGGGACGGCGUGGCGGCGGCGGACAAGCCCGUACCCAGGGGCUUUGCCUGGCCCAAGCCCGGCGUGCCGCUUGCCCUGGUGGAGGUGCGGGGCGGGCAGGAGGAGACGUCGGGGGACGUCUCCGAGGCCGCCGCCACUGCGGCCGCCGCCGCCGCCACCUCGGCCUCUGUGCUACAGCCCAAGGGGCCGGCUGCUGCAGCCGCGGCCGCCGCGAAGGCCCAGGCCGCGGCCUCCGGGCCGCCCAAGUCUGGUGACCGCUCCUCUUACCGCAACCCGGCUGAGGCGCUGGCGGCUCUGGCAGUGACUCAGAAGCUGCUGGCAGGCGGCGACAUCAGCAGUGCAGCCAUCCUCACGCCCUACCGCGGUCAGGUGCGGCUGGUGGAGGCACUGCUGCGCCAGCGCGGCCUGGACGCGGCGUGGGCGGCUGCGGGCCGCGAGGUGGCGGUGUCCACGGUGGACGGCUACCAGGGCCGCGAGGCAGACGUGGUGGUGUUCAGCGCUGUCAGGGCCAACGAGCGGGGCGCCGUGGGCUUCUUAUCCGACCCCCGCCGCAUGAACGUGGCCAUCACCCGCCCCCGCCGCGGUCUGGUGGUGCUGGCGGACGGGCCCACCCUCAGCCGCGGCAGCCGCGACUGGGCCACGUACAUCAAGUGGGCGCGACAGCAGGGCAUUGUGACGGAUGACGGCUCCGUGCUGGGCGACCUGGAGGCCGUGCUGCGUGGCGAUGGGGCGGCAGGGGUAGCCCUCAGCAACACCAGCAACACCAGCAACCAGCAGGGCCCUGCGACGGCAACAGCACAGCCCUCCAGCAGCCUCCGCGAGCAGAGACUGCAGGCGGUGGGCGCGGCCGCUGCAGCCAGCUCCACAACGCCUGCAGCCACGCAGGCCGAGGACAGCGAGGAGGCGGCUGGGGCGGCGGCAAAGCUCAAGCCGCGGAAGCGGGCCGCCGCAGCCAGAGCCCUGCCGGCGGCGGCCGCCGCCAUUGCCGCCAAGGCCCGGGCAGCGGCCCUAGCUGCACUGGAGAGCUCAGAGCUUGAAGAGGAGGAGGCCGUGGAUGCGGUUGGGCGCACGGGUGCGAGCGUGCCGAGCGCUGGGCCGUCCACUGCGAUGGUGAGUGGCGGCGGGCCAGAAGGCACCACUGCAACAGCUGCCGGCGCUGCCACGGAAACUGACGCUGACGCUGCAACCGCCGCCAUUGGCGCCAAGACGCGGGCAGCCACGUCACCGCGGGCGACCCGCACCCGCAGCCGCACACGUGCCACGACGACGGAGCCGCCAGUCGCACCUGCUGUGGAUGCCGCCGCUGCUGCCAACAACGACGACGGCGCCGACGGAUCGAAGCCUGAGCCUGAGCCAGGGCCUGCGCCUGUCAGGAAGGGCCGCGCCACUGCAACGCGGCGCCGGAAGACAGUGGCAGCGUCUGAGGCUCCUGAAGCCGCCGGGAUCGGGGCAGCCGGGGCACAGCUCGCUGAGGGAGGCCAGGCGGUGGCGGCUGGGGUGGCGGCGCUGCAGGGCCCGCUGGCUGGCGAGGCGGCGGCAGGCCAGCAGGCGGCUGCGCCUGAAGGGGCGAUUGAGGCCGCGGCCGCGGCACCCAAACGAAUGCGGCGUCGCACCACCACUAGCAGAGCCACCCAGGACCAGUAGGGACGGGCCUACCGAGAUUAUUUGCACUCGGGGUUUGCGCUGAAGGCCCCGAGCGAAGUGAUUCAGCGGGGGCGAAGCCCCCCAGGAACACCCCUGUCUGUGCGUGCGUGCGCGUGCGUUCGUUCAUUCAUUUGUCGGCACCAAACUCAAUACUGGCGCAAACCGCGGGCCACGCGUAAACCGCGGGGUACGCGCCAUGCGGUAUUUUGUCAUGCAUUGCGAAUGCUGUGCAUCCGUGCGGAACCGGAGCGAAGUAGGAGCUUACGAAUGGACGCGACGGUAAGAGGUCGAGAGCAGGAGCAACGCGGGUAGAAAUGCUGAGAGAGACGAGCGUCGAGAGAGGGCACAUUUAUGCGGUGAUCUGGAAGUCUGAGUGAGAGUGAGAGUUGGCGUACGCAG
Molecule: messenger RNA, 6161 nt
Organism: Chlamydomonas reinhardtii
Lineage: Eukaryota; Viridiplantae; Chlorophyta; Chlorophyceae; Chlamydomonadales; Chlamydomonadaceae
Exons: 19
Coding region: 189-5762 (1857 amino acids)
Molecular function (GO): helicase activity
Source: RefSeq, a predicted model, not a curated record